This is a messenger RNA of Priapulus caudatus, 2034 nucleotides long. RefSeq lists its product as uncharacterized. The transcript is spliced from 5 exons. The record is from RefSeq and is a predicted model, not a curated record. The coding region runs from base 10 to 774 and encodes 254 amino acids. NCBI's taxonomy places the organism in Eukaryota, Metazoa, Priapulida, Priapulimorpha, Priapulimorphida, Priapulidae.
UACUAAUGAAUGAAUAAUCUAACUGACGUCAUUCUCAGUCGGAUGGUCGCUGCCGACGAACAGGUCACCAGUACUCAAUGCAAUUACCAGCGAAGAACUAUAGCGCACUUUCCGUUCGACGACAACUUCAGAGAGGACGCGGCCACGCACAUUCUUGUCAACGCGCCCCGUGUGGGGGACUCGCAGUAUGUCAAGGGAGUGAAAUUCGUCCCCGGCGUAUUUGGCAGGUGUGUGGAAUUUAAUUCGCCCCGGGCGAAGGAGCUGACGUACCAAGGUGGAUUCAGCACGGACAACAAUCGUAAUUACACAUGGAAUAAGGGCUUCACCAUCAGCGUGUGGUUCAGGAGGCCGGAAUCGUCAGGCGAAGAUGAACUUGGUAUCGCAGGAUACAUCAAUGGCGAGGUUGGAGUAUUUGAACUUUUCAUCGGCAUAAAAGAUCAACGAAGCAACUCCUCGUUUAGUCAACAACCGACAUCUUUUGGCAAUACAUGGCACCAUGUCGUAAUUACGUCCAAUGGAGAGACGUCUUCGGAACGUGUCUACAUCGACGGACUGGAGACACAAAGACACCUCAUGGCGUUGGCUUCCUACCUUCUAAUAUCUAACAAUGUUAAAACCGCCAUACCGAAUAAAAUGGACUUCGUCAUCAGCACCAGCCAGAAGAACGAUCUCGUCGACGAGCUGGUGAUUGUUGACUGCGCACUGCCACCUGUCGAGGUGUUGCGUAUGUACGCCGACUAUAGCCGACGCCUGUUAGUAAACGUUGGCAAAUAGCCAAUAAAUCAUGUAUAUUCUGCUGCUGCCCUCGCGUUUAAUCAUGAAGCGACGGUCUCAAUUUUGGACAAUAGGUUACAUACAUGUAACUUACAUAUGUACUACAUAUGUACUACAUAUGUGUACCUACAUGUAAAUACGUUGUUUGACAAUUGGAUAGAUGAACCAACGUGUACCUGGAGCACAUGUUGAAGCGAGAAUAAAAGAGGGAGAUGUUAAAAUAAUUAUUGUGCACAAAGCACCAUCGGGUAGACAAAGUCGAGCAGAAAAUUAGUGCGAGGGAAGUGUUAUGAGGAAGGUAAAAUGCGAAAAAGGGAACGCGGGUAAGAAUAUAUAACGACAAGACGAGAAGUCGACGCAGAUGCGAACUUCAUUCGUUGUUGUUGUUUAUAUAGGUUACAACUGUCUCCUGUCUAUGUUAAACACUGAUCGCUCUGUUUACGAGUUACAUGCAGCUGAUAAGCAACUACGCAUGCAUUGAUUUUGAUAUUCCAUCCUGUAUAUAAUUGGUUCAAAAUUUUAUGUUUUGGUUUUGCCCAAAUCACGCCAGCGCAAGUACAUUCGCUUUUCUAGAUCGGUAUGUAGGCCUAGUACCUACGGUAUACACUAGAUAAUUCCGUGUAUAAUCUGUAACUCGUGGCGAUCAAAUCAGCUGUAUGUCCGCCAUAGAGACACUAACAAGUUAUCAUGACGCAAUACGCUCAAGUGAGAGUGUUGAUUGUAUCAGAGCACGUAUAUCAUCAGGGGUUAAUCAUGACAAAUUGUCAAAAUUUGACAAAAUAACAAUUUUUCAUUAUUAACCCCUGAUAUCAUAUAUAUAUAUAUAUAUAUAUAUAUAUAUAUAUGAUAUACGUGCUCUGAUUGUAUGCAUUGUCACCACAGAAAUCACGUGACCACUGGCUUUUGAUUUUAAAUUCUUUUAAAUUGCGCCGCCAUAUAACAAACUGGAGAGCAAUUUUCAUCUCUGUGGUGAGAUUGGAUUGUAUGGACUCACUGUAAUGAUAUUCUCCGGCGGACAACGUCAGCCAGCCCGCAGUCCAAUCACGAGAGUCCGCAAUCUGCACGAUAUGCGGUGUCGCAUAUGCUUAUAAAUUCGAGACUGGGGAAAGGCAUAUACAAUGAAACCGUCUCCGUAGGCAUCAAGUGACAUUGAUGACUUGCUACGUAUUUCCUGAUAGUAGGCGUUAUCCGAUUAUCUGUAAUAUGCUCCACCAUCCACACGAAGUAAAACCGCCAGGUACCUGGUGUUAGCUAUUCAAA